Messenger RNA from Prorocentrum cordatum, 917 nucleotides. Lineage: Eukaryota; Dinophyceae; Prorocentrales; Prorocentraceae. The record is from the annotation of a GenBank genome assembly.
GUGGCGUUCGAGGGUAUGUGCAUGGGCUGGACGUGGGCCCUCUACCUCUGCAGUGAGGGCAUCGAGAGCUGCAUCUCGGACGCGGGGCUCGCGAUGAUGAAGGACCGUUCGCCCGUGCCGGCUACUUGGAGUCAGAGGGGCAUGGGCGGCGCUUGCGUGGGCAACGUCACCGCGGUGGCGGCCAACCCUCCUGGUGCUGCUAGCGUUCUUGAGAUGGUGGAGCGCGUGGCCAAUGAAGGGGGCCUCUCGCUGCGUCCGCCUGAAGUUGGGAAGCUCGUGGAGUCGCUGGGCCUGGUCCUCGACGUGGAGAGGCUGGAGCUGAGGCCCGCGCCGCACAGGCUCUGGCGUUUGUGGGCCGCCGCGCAGUCGUUGAGGUGCCGCUCGCGCGUGGGGAGCGGCGACCUGGAGGUUUGGCUCGGGCGCGCGAUCAGCAUGAUGAGGCUGGGGCGGCCGCUGAUGGCCAUCCUGCAGGAGGUCUACCGCCGACUGGGCGUUCGCCGAGAGCGUCAAGUCUGCAUCGACUACGUCUUGCGUCGCGAGAUGUGGGCUGUCCAGAGCGUGUUUUUUUUUUUCCCCUGCGUCGACCUGGCGAUGCCGAUCUCAGAGGUGGUGCGCGUCUCCGAUAGUUCGACGGAGGGGCGCGGGCCGCCGUGCCGCCGCGCCGGCGCGGAGGUCAUCCAUGAGGAGAUGCGGUACCGCGAGAGGUGGCGUUUCAUGGGGGCGGAGCCCGAGGCGGAGCGCUUGUUCUUCACCGCAGACUUCGCGCGGGAGGAUGUGUGGGAAAACGUGGGCGUUUCCGACCCCGCCGACCCCGACGAGCAGGUGUUCGCUGCUUGGGCCCUGGCGACCUGCGGCCUCUGGGCGUGGCCCGAGGAGCGCAUCCAUGUGAAGGAGGUGGCGGCCGACCUGCGGCCAAG